This is a messenger RNA of Marchantia polymorpha subsp. ruderalis, 1671 nucleotides long. The record is from the annotation of a GenBank genome assembly. Lineage: Eukaryota; Viridiplantae; Streptophyta; Marchantiopsida; Marchantiales; Marchantiaceae.
CUGACACGCAGACAUUGGCAGAGUUGGUGUUACUCAGUUACAUAGGAAUUCUCCCACAGCAACUGCUCAUCUCUAAAAGGAAGCCCAUUUCUCUUACUUUAAUUGGAACGGAAGCGGAAAGAGUUUUUCCAACAUCCGAUCUACAUGAUCACGGAGAAAUAAUUUCAAAAGCUCCACCAGAUUUCUCGCAGUGUCUCGGACCAUUCGAAAUUCCUCGUAAAAAGCAGUGAUUCUCUGCGUUUCGAAGUAAUUUAUAGCAUCUUUUAACCACCACCGUACUGCUUCUAAUUCGCUCUUCGUGUUCCUGGUAUCCGAAUGCGAUUUCCCCUGCUGAAGAGAAAGCGACUGCGGUCGAGGAUUUUCGAUCGAUGCAUCAAAAUGCAGAGUUGCUAGAGGUACCGAAAGUAGAGAAGCUAUUUCCUGGAGAAAAUUUGAAGACGUGGAGAAAUCAUCCACAUUAUCCGCACACUUCUGUUUUCCCUUCUCCGUGCAAGACCUGCAACCUUUUAUAAACUGUUGCUUCCUUCCACUAUCUUUCAAAUUGCUCAAAUUGCUCAAAUCUUUUUCAAGGAAGAUCAACUUUAACGGAUCCGAAACGUUUUAUCACACCAGUAGACACGGUCACCCCCUCAACACUCAUGACGUGAUAAACACAGCAUCUACGGAGCUCAUCAAAAGUGCGAUCCGCAUUUUUCAUAAACGUCCGGCGCUUUUCAACGGCCUGAACUGAGACUCGUGGAUGUGCUCAUGCAGCAUACAGGUCAAGAAAGAGGAGUCGGUAAAGGGAUGGGUCAAAUGCCCUUCUGACAGCAUCUGACAACUGUGAUGAACAUCUCUCAGGUCACAAAAGAAGCAUUGAAGGUCUCCUCUGACAGACGCAGCGGAACCCCGCAGCUGGGCAACGACGAUCCAUGGGAACGACGGCAUGUCAUCACUCUCAUACCGCCCUCGGGAACAGGUGGAAUUUCUUCUGCCCAGCAAAUCGUAAAAUGAAGGACGAGACGGAGCUCUGCGGGUGCAGAGCAGAAAGUGCUUUUCGCCAGCAUUUCUGCCUGGAAGCCUCGUGGAUGUACUUCACAGGCUACUCUAAAACAAACUCCACGACAAGGCCUAGCACAAGCAUGCACACUAUCACGGAGCUAGACCAAGCGACGUCGGUCUGUACUACAAUCAUCAUCUGUACAUGCAUGAUGCUUCUCAUUCUUUGCUCAUGCAAAAACGGUGUGUGCCAUGGGGGUACAAAUACACGCACUUGCAUCCAAAUUGUGGAUUUUCGAGCUAAUUUUCACCGUGAUUAGGUUGCGAUAGGAGGUCGACUAUGCGCCUACUAAUCUGAUGGAGAAUCUCAUUCGCAUCAGCUUGUUUAUCUUGGUUUUUAUUAUUAUCGCCAGCCAAAGUCCAUUCCUCACCAGUAAGGUCCGGUUUAUUGUGGGCAUGUUCCGUCCUAAGAGUACAUCUAUAAACUUACCCUAUACAACACGAAAAUGACACUUUUCAUUAAUCUCUUGCGAAAUUAAUGGCAGGUUAGAACUGGCAAGAAAGACCUCUUUGAAUCUGCAACAGGCUUAUGUUGCCCCUACGCUAUACUCCUCUUUUUGUUAACUUUGAAAAUUUUGUGAUAUGGAAACAUUGUCAUGUAUGAUAUGAUGGAGUAACAAUGUGGUAUAAAGG